Mangifera indica (mango) is the source of this 1303-nucleotide messenger RNA. RefSeq lists its product as uncharacterized. The record is from RefSeq and is a predicted model, not a curated record. The transcript has a single exon. Bases 98 to 1303 code for a protein of 401 amino acids. NCBI's taxonomy places the organism in Eukaryota, Viridiplantae, Streptophyta, Magnoliopsida, Sapindales, Anacardiaceae.
UUUUUUUAAGUUUAAAUGUGGACGGACACAGCAUGCAUAAACAGAAGCUUCUGAAAAUCCCUUGUUGCAUAGAUAAAGUUCUUAAGUUGUCACAAAAAUGUUGAGCCAAAAUAUUAAAACACCCCUCUUCUUUGCUGUCUCAUUUUCAGCCAUCGCUUGUCUCAUCUACACAAGCAGCCUCGUUUCUAGUGGCGCCCUCAUUACUAAUCUCUGUGUACACUCCGCAGAGAAAUUAGUAUUGCAGGAGAUGGGUGAAGAAAAAGAUGACAGUGAAGCUCCUGAUCUUCUUAUUGCUCCUCCCGAAUUGACGAUGCCAAAAAGAAUAGCUUGGUUCCGGGGAAAACUUCCGGAUCUUGAUGUUCUUAAAUCAAACGAUUUCGGUCAGAAAUUUCACGGCCGGGUUCUGGAAUUCUUUGAUAAAAAUUGUACUAAUCAGUUCUUCAUGAUUUGGUUUUCACCAGCUCGUAAAUUUGGACCGAGAGAGUUCUUGACGGUAGAGAGUCUGAUGACGGCCAAUCCGCAGGCAUGCUUGAUGAUUUUAUCAAGAACUCUAGACUCGCGGCGUGGCCACAAAAUCUUGAAACCUCUACUUGAUCGUGGACUUAAAAUUGUUGCAGUUACACCGGAUGUGCCGUUUUUAUUGAAGAAUACACCAGCUGAAGCUUGGCUUGAAGAAUUGAAAAGUGGCAACAAGGACCCUGGAAAGUAUCCAUUAUACAAUAAUCUUUCUAAUCUCAUCAGGCUUGCCAUUUUAUACAGGUACGGAGGUGUUUACUUGGACACAGAUUUCAUUGUUCUGAGAAACUUCACAGGGUUGAGAAAUGCAGUUGGGGUGCAAGUUAUAGAUCCGAAGACUGAAAAAUGGAGCUCAGUGAAUAAUGCUUUAAUGAUCUUUGACAUUUCACAUCCGAUUUUAGUCGAAUUCUUGAGGGAAUUCGCCACAACUUUUGAUGGAAACAUGUGGGGUCACAAUGGUCCGUACAUGCUUUCCAGGGUUAUUAGGAGACUGAACGUUGGAGGUGCAAACACAAAUCCUUAUAACAUUACAAUUUUACCGAGAAAGGCAUUUUAUCCGGUGGAUUGGUUUCAGAUGCCCAAACUGUAUAAGAAACCGACGACAGAGCAAGAAUCAGAACGGGCGGAAAAAACGGUGGCUGAGCUUAACAGGGACAGCUAUGCGCUACACCUAUGGAACAGGGUAACAAGGGGAUUAGUUAUUGAAGAGGGAAGUGUUAUACAAAGAAUAAUUGCAUCUCACUGUUUAAUAUGCCGAGACACGUAUAAUCCUUCCAUAGCUAUCUAA